Messenger RNA from Gracilinanus agilis (Agile Gracile Mouse Opossum), 927 nucleotides. RefSeq names its product olfactory receptor 5B12-like. The transcript has a single exon. Gene Ontology annotation, molecular function: odorant binding; G protein-coupled receptor activity; olfactory receptor activity. Lineage: Eukaryota; Metazoa; Chordata; Mammalia; Didelphimorphia; Didelphidae. Bases 1 to 927 code for a protein of 308 amino acids. Gene Ontology annotation, cellular component: membrane. Gene Ontology annotation, biological process: sensory perception of smell; G protein-coupled receptor signaling pathway. The record is from RefSeq and is a predicted model, not a curated record.
AUGGCAUUUAUGGAGAACAACUCAGAGGUAAAAGAGUUCACCCUUGUGGGAUUAACAGAUGUUCCCAAGCUUCAGGUCCCACUCUUCAUGAUAUUCACUGCAAUCUAUCUCAUCACCCUGGUGGGGAACCUGGGCAUGGUAGUCUUGAUCUCCUGGGAUUCCCAUCUCCACACACCCAUGUAUUUUUUCCUCAGCAACCUCUCUCUGGUGGAUUUUGGCUACUCUUCAGCUAUUACUCCUAAAGUGAUGGCUGAGUUUCUCACAGGGGACAAAAUUAUUUCCUACAAUGGAUGUGCUGCACAGAUGUUCUUUUCUAUAGCUUUUCCUGUUACUGAAAGUUACCUCUUAGCUUCUAUGGCCUAUGAUCGUCAUGCAGCUGUAUGUCAUCCUCUACAUUAUACCACCACUAUGACAGUUAAUGUGUGUGUUUCUUUAGCUGUUGCUUCCUAUGCCUGUGGUUUGCUGCAGUCUUGGAUCUUAACUGAUGGUACCUUUAGACUAUCCUUCUGUAGCUCCAAUGUGGUACAUCACUUUUUCUGUGACAUGCCUGCUCUCCUGGCUCUCUCUUGCUCUGAUAUACACACCAAUGAAAUGAUACUCAUUUUACUUGCAGGAUUCAAUGUAGUUUUUGGUUUUUUGGUUAUCUUAACUUCUUAUUUGUUCAUCUUCAUUGCUAUCCUAAGAAUCCGCUCCUCUGAAGGCCGACAGAAAGCAUUCUCCACCUGUGUUUCCCAUCUCUCUGCAGUUUCCAUAUUCUAUGGGACAAUUGUCUUCAUGUACCUGCAGCCCAGCUCCAGCCAUUCUAUGGACACAGACAAAAUGGCAUCUGUUUUCUACACCAUGGUAAUUCCCAUGCUAAAUCCUCUGGUCUAUAGCCUGAGGAACAAAGAUGUCAAAAAUGCUUUUAGGAAAGUUAUUGGAUGCUGA